Mercenaria mercenaria is the source of this 1991-nucleotide messenger RNA. RefSeq names its product scavenger receptor class F member 1-like. NCBI's taxonomy places the organism in Eukaryota, Metazoa, Mollusca, Bivalvia, Venerida, Veneridae. Gene Ontology annotation, molecular function: scavenger receptor activity. Bases 914 to 1408 code for a protein of 164 amino acids. The record is from RefSeq and is a predicted model, not a curated record. The transcript is spliced from 5 exons.
AAUACUGAAUAAUAGUUCAAUAUUAAAAUUGAUUCUUCUACAAUGCAGACAUCUCUAAAAUAACAGCAAACUAUGAUAAUUUCGGGAUUGUUUUCUUCUGCUGAACCCGGGGCUACGGGGCGUAGGUGGUAGCUUGCAUUUCCAUUACCGUCUAUGAACAGGCUCAUUCAAACCGAACCAGCAAUAAUUUCGUUUAUGUCAUGUUGAGCGACCUGUGGUGAUUCACUUUUUGUAUUUCACUAACACAACAGCUUUGUUUGUGCCGUGUGGCGGCUGUAAAACCUCUCCCCGUACCUUCAAUCAGAGCUGUUAUAUUUCAAUCUCUUCAGAACGUUCAGCUUUUAGCUUUAACAUUUCGACUUGGGUGUUUCCAAUACUCCCGUUUAAACAGCCCUUUGGGUGCUUUUUAAUUUUGUCUUUGUGUGCAGUUUCUGUGAUAUGCAUGCUCCAUUACCUCAGAUCCCUUCUCUAAAUUCUAGUUUGUUUUGAUCAUUUUUUCCUCGUUUAGGGCAAAGUCAUUAUUUUAACUGGGGACCACACGCCGCUUUUCAUGGAAUUGCACUCUGUAUAUCAUUGAAGGUUCCAUGCGUACCGCCGUAUGAAUACAUCUGCGGAUAUCGUUAAAUCAUAUUAUGGUACAUAUAACAUGUGUAAAUGUUGGGUUCUGCUCAACCUAUGGCUAGAGGAUGUGGACAGUUGCUUGCAUUUCCACCACCGUCCAUGAACAGGUUCAAUCAAAACGAUCCCACAAAAUUUUCGUUUAUUUCAUGUUGGGCAAUCUGUGGGGAUCCACUUUUUCUAUUCUAUGUUCUAUAACUUUACUAGAGGAACUAGGUCAUUUCCUCGAUAGAAAAAAUGAAAACAACAAUGCUGCUAAUUCAUUUAACAAUAGUGAAAUAACUUACGUCUUGUUAUGAGUACAGACUGCUCAACUGGUCGUUACGGUGAGGAAUGUGAGUUGUUCUGCCAUUGUGCUGACGGAAAACCUUGCGACAGGAGUACCGGAAUAUGUGCUACACCAGUGUGUGAUGUUGGUUGGACGGGUAAAGCCUGCAACACAGAAUGUCCCGAAGGACAUUACGGUCAACACUGUGCUCUGAGAUGCGGCAGUUGUAAACUCAAUACAUGUCACCCUGAAACGGGAGUGUGUGAAGAGGGAUGCUCUGAAGGUUUUACUGGGUGUUUCUGUUCACAGGAAUGUCGAGCCGGCUACUUUGGAAUAGAUUGUUCUAGUAAAUGCGGAAACUGCAAACAGGGUGAACUAUGUGACAGAAUCACCGGAGUUUGCUACAAUGGUUGUGAAACUGGCUAUACUGAACCCAGAUGUAAAGAUCAAAGCACAAGCAGCUCCGCAGUAACGGUCUUCUCUGUGUCUAGCCUGAUUUGGUCGCUUUUACUUUUUCUAUGACACUGAAGACAUUGUUCACGUUAAAACUUCUUCAUAAAAGUAUUGACAAAGACCACUCUAUCAAAUUGCUUUGAAAAUACUUCAGUGAUUUGUUCAAGACUUGAUAUCUUGCCAACUAGAAACAAAGAGUUGAAAUACAAAUGGUAAAUGUUUACCAUGCUAUGUGUGGAAACUUGUAUAGUACACAUACAUAAAUAUGCAUUACUGUUUUAUUAAAAAUGUAUUUUGUAAAAACUGUGACAUCUAAUUACAUUUGUAACCUUUACGUCCAAGAUCUUAUGUAAUAAUGAUACUUCACAUUCCCCGUUGAACAUAUUUUCAUAUCGUAUAUGACCGCGAUGUGACUUCAUGGAGUGUACAUUUUAUUAUAUGUGUAGCUUAAAAUCCGAAUGUUGAAUGAUGGGUUUACAUAAUAUUGCUGCUACAUGUUUUAAGUAUAUAUAGAUUAUGUUCAUUUUUAUUUCUGCUAGAUGGGAAUUGUAGAAUGUUAUUUAUAUGUACUUGUGUCCCUUAUUUUGUUUUUUGAUAUAAGGCAUGUGUAUUUAUCACAGUGUUACAAUAUUAAACCUUGUAAUGUGCGUUA